Molecule: messenger RNA, 6033 nt
Organism: Blastomyces gilchristii SLH14081
Lineage: Eukaryota; Fungi; Ascomycota; Eurotiomycetes; Onygenales; Ajellomycetaceae
Product: K+ homeostasis protein Kha1
Exons: 7
Coding region: 448-3105 (885 amino acids)
Biological process (GO): proton transmembrane transport
Cellular component (GO): membrane
Molecular function (GO): antiporter activity
Source: RefSeq, a predicted model, not a curated record
CGCGUACUCCGUACUCUUAACUACUCUGAAUGGCCACUAGGGGGGGAGUUUUAGUUUAGCUCACAGAUAUUUUUUAAGCGCGGGAUUCUGUCUGGUCCUUUCAUUAUGCCAACCCAGAAAAUGGCAUCAUUCUGUAACUAGCUCCGAGCUAGCUAACUAACUAACCAACCCGCCACCGAACGAGAACGAUAAGCUCACUCAAAGCAAGCAUGCCCGCUGAGCUGCGGUGGGUGGUGAGAAAGCUCGACAUGGAGUUGUUGUUGACGUCGUCUUCCAAUCUCCUACUCCCCCUUCCUCUGCUGCCAGCAGAGCUCCUUAAAAAGGGAGGCUGGAAAGAAGAGUUCUAUUUAUUCUCUCUCCUCUUCCUAUAUUCAUAUUUCUUCAGUCAUUUGUUUUCUGUCUGAAGCUGCCUAGGGUUCAUUCGAACCUGGUUCUUUGCGGGCACUCAUGGCAUCUUCAGCUGGAAACAUGACGGUGAUGGCCUCCCCAACACCUACGACCAGAGCAACCCCUCAGGGAGGAAUUUUUGAUCAUUCUAAUCCGUCGAAAUAUGAUCCCAAGAACCCCAUUACCCUCUUCAUUAUUCAAGCCGGCCUUAUCAUUCUCAUAUGCCGUGCCCUUCACUACCCUCUGUCAAACAUUCGCCAGCCCCGAGUCAUAUCUGAGGUCGUUGGCGGCAUCAUAUUAGGCCCAUCUGUCAUGGGUAGAAUACCUGGAUUCCGCGAUGCCAUUUUCCCCGAAGAAUCAAUUCCAAACCUCAAUCUGGUUGCCAACCUCGGCCUGGUGCUCUAUCUGUUUAUGAUCGGAGUCGAAACCAAUAUGCGCUCUAUGUUGAGCAAUUGGAGGGUUGCUGUAAGCGUGUCUGCCGCUGGUAUGAUCCUACCAUUCGGACUCGGUUGUGCAAUUGCCUAUGGUUUGUACAACGAAUUCAGAGGAGACCCGGCUCUGGCUCCAAUUAAUUUUGGAACCUACAUGCUUUUCAUAGGUAUCGCGAUGGCUAUUACUGCUUUUCCUGUCCUUUGUCGUAUUUUGACGGAGCUUGAACUCCUAAACACGACAGUAGGCGAGAUCGUGCUUUCUGCCGGAGUCGGCAAUGACGUUGUUGGCUGGAUCCUUCUUGCUCUCUGCGUUGCCCUCGUCAACGCAAGCACUGGAUUGACUGCCUUAUGGGUCUUGCUGACCUGUGUUGCAUUCGUCCUAUUCUUGACUUUCGCUGUGCGGCCUGUGUUCAUCUGGUACCUGAAACGCACUGGCAGUUUACAUAAUGGCCCUGAUCAGUCUGUCGUCGCGUUGACUUUACUUCUCGCCCUGGGUGCUGCAUUCUUUACUCAAGUUAUAGGUGUGCACGCAAUUUUUGGUGGGUUCUUAGUUGGACUCAUCUGUCCUCAUGAAGGAGGGUUCGCCAUCAAAACCACAGAAAAGAUCGAGGAUUUGAUAGGAGCCGUUUUCCUCCCGCUAUACUUCGCGCUUUCAGGGCUGAACACAAAUAUUGGUCUACUUGACACGGCAAUGACAUGGGGUUACGUGAUCGCCGUUAUAGUCAUCGCGUUUGCAGCAAAAGUUGCUGGAGGGAUGUUUGCAUCUCGACUGAAUGGGCUGGUUUGGAGGGAAAGUGCUGCCAUCGGUGUGCUAAUGAGCUGUAAGGGGUUGGUUGAACUUAUUGUCCUGAAUAUCGGUCUCCAAGCCAGGAUUCUCAGCGGCAGAACUUUUACGAUUUUUGUUGUCAUGGCACUUGCUACUACAUUUGCUACGACACCACUUACUCUCUACCUUUAUCCGGAAUCGUAUCGGGAUAGAAUGGAGAGGUGGAGGCGUGGAGAAGUCGAUUGGGACGGAAAUGAAAUCUCAUCGGAAAGUGAUCCAUCCAACAGUUCAGAUAUCGCGCAACGGAAAGCACGAGGUUCAUCAACACAGAAGUUCCUCGUUUAUUUGCGACUCGACAACUUGGCAGGGCUUUUUACCUUUGUCUCUCUCUUGGGUCUCGGGGAUGGUUCAAAAACUCCUAGUAGUAAGGUCCACCAUCGCCAUGAAGACAAGAAAAUCGAUUUGUUCUCCAAGAAAGAACGCCCUGUGGAAGUUCAUGGCCUUCGUUUAAUUGAACUUACCGACCGUGAUUCUAGCGUAAUGAAGGUAUCAGAAGCCCGUGAUUAUAGCUUCAGCGACCCAAUUUUGAAUACAUUUAGAACCUUUAGCCAGCUGAACACACUUACUGUGUCCGGUGCUGUCGUCAUUUCUCCUGAGCACGCGUAUGCCGAGACGAUUGUCAACAAGGCCCGUGAUCUCUCAUCGGACUUUAUUCUACUCCCUUGGAGCGAAACCGGAGGCAUGAGCGAGCACCAGAUUCUCCUUUUCGACGAUAAAACAGAGAAAUUCUCGACUGGCCCUCACACUGCAUUUGUGUCUAAUAUUCUAAAGAAUGCUAAAUGCCCUGUCGGAGUUUUCGUUAACAAAGGCUUCGGCGGACCACAGUUAACCAGGCCACAGCCAGGACAUUUGAGCCGUUCCGUCAGCGGCACUAGUGUCUACAAAUCGGCUGAUAUUACAUUGUCUCCAGCACUGAACCAAGGACACCAUAUCUUCUUUCCUUACUUUGGAGGUGCUGAUGAUAAAGUGGCCCUCCGCCUCGUCCUCCAGCUCGCCAAAAACACGACCGUAACUGCCACAAUUAUGCAUGUUGAUACGACUGACGAGGUUAGCCCCGCAUCUUCUACCCAAGAAGAUGCCAAUGUGCCACCAACGCCAAGCUCUCAGGAUAAGGAUGCCGACAAUUCCUUCUUUAACGCUCUCCGUGACUCUGUACCUGAAGCACUCAGUUCCCGUGUAAUUUUCCAAAAUCUCAAAACAACACCAACAACUAUUGUCACCGCCGUCUUAGAUGCCGCACAAGCCGAUGUUGGAAAAUCGAAGGAAAAUACCGGCGACCUUGUCAUCGUUGGACGUACCAACGUGGCUACUAGCACGCUCACAUCCGCAGGACUGUCCUCCUCAGGGGAGAUGGGCUCGGAAGCAAAGCGGGCGCUUGGUGUGCUUGGGGAAGCCUUGGCCGCUACUUCGAAUGCGGUUCAAGCGAGUGUGCUUGUGGUGCAGGCUGGUCCGAACGUAUAAGUAAAUGUAUGCCUUGUCGUUUCUGAUGGUGGUCUUAUAUGCACGGAGCCUACAUCUUGAUAUGCUUAUGACCUUUCUUUGGGUUACUCGGAUUUCAUGGACGUGUUAUGCCGUACAUUUUGAAGCGAUUUGUGUUGAAUUCUUUUUGGGUCAUUAUUAAUGUGAUAUACGGUGAUGGUGGAUUUUUCCUGCGAUAUUUUGGCUGGAUAUGAAUUUGAGUUUCUGAUAGAGGGAUGUUUUCUAUUUCGCCCGUUCGACAUCUUAAGAGUUUACUAUCAUUCCAUGCACUAGCCUUGUUCUCAUGCUGGACGUACGUUACCAGCUCAACAGCCCCUGCUACCUUCAUGACAACCGGAUAUAUGUAUCGCCAGAAAAGGAAAUCCCAAAGACGAUGUACUGGACAUAGUAUCAAAACAAUUUAGCUCCUUUUUCAUCACCUCGCCCGUCAACAUCCUAGGUGGUUUUGAGCAGUGGCAUGCCAUUAAUCUAUGAAUUCCGUCUCCUAGAUCCUUUCUACAUAACAAUGACUAGUUUUCUAACCCAAGCGUUUUUUCGGGGGGCUAGAACAACACCCCUUAACCCCUCAAAGUUAUGGCGGAUAUUUGGCUUUGAGAGGGAGGCAACAACGUGGUAUACUCACGAACGAACAUCUUACCGGCGAGGAUUUGGAGGAUCUCUACAGAUGUAUGGAUGUCCAUGUACAUGUACGUAUAUCAGCAAGCGCGCUCAUCGGAAUUUUAGAGCGUAUUUGACGCAUGAUUGAAAUGUGCUUCUUUCUUCUAUUUUUCAUAUCUGGGGAAACACCAAAGCCUCCGAACAACUAGUUAACUAGUGUUUAGCGCAAUAUUUCUGAUUGAGCGAGAUUUCCCAGAUAAAGUGACAUUGGUUUCUUUCUUUCUAGGGCGCGGUUGCAUGGAAUAUAUUGGUUGCCUUGUGUAUAUUAUACAUAUCAUCAUCCAACUGCCAAAUCCACAAAAAACCAAAUCACUAGUGUGACCGAAAAAAAAAAAAAAAAAAAAAAAAAAAAGGACCGCAAUUUACAACUGAUAUCUAUACGAGGGACUCAAAUCACCUAGAUGAGGGUCGAUAGCUGCUUGAUCGGGAACCCCUGCAGUAUCAACUGCAGCCAGCUUGUCGCGGCUACGGUUACGGUGUAGCAGGAGGAAGAAAUAAGCGAUACAGCUGACAGAGGAGAGACAGAUGAAUGAUACACUGAUUGUGUGCCCAUUUCUGAACUCGGGCCUAUCCUUCUCGAGGAACGCGAAGGUUGCGAUGAUUCCACCGACUGUUAUUUCAGGGUUAUUAGUAUUCUUGUCCUACCCAAAAAAAAAAAAAAAGAAAAGAAAAGAAAGAAAAAAGAAAGAAAGAAAAGAAAAGAAAAGAAAAGAGAGAGAAGUGAAGAAAAAUUCAAAGUGCACGCUGUGAAGCGCUUAACGCAUAUAACAGGCAGGGGAAGAAGAAGAAGAAGGUUGCCAACUCACUAUUUCCAAAUCCAAUCUGCCAUGCGAUGCCGAUAGACCUGCGCUUAUGACCGCCAAGGUUCAUAGCGUACCAGCAAAUGAUGAUUGGCAUGGCGCUGAAUACGCCACAAGUAACCAAGAACAGGGCACCAUAUUGGACCGAGCGAUUUUCUUUGCCGUGCACAUUAAGGAGAAUGGCGAAGCCCGCAAUCGCGAUGCAAGUUGGGAUGACGGUGAAGACGAAGCGGUUGCGCAGACGGUCAGAUAGGUAUGCGACAGCGAGGGAGAAGCAGAAGGCGGCGGCCCAGGGAGGGAUAGAGUAGAGUUGGGUUUGAAUGGCUGUGAGGGGAGAUGUUAGAGGGCAUGUAUUGAACGAAGAUUUUGGUCGAUCCUUCGUGUGAGGGCAACUGGUGGAGUUACUUACGGGAAUAGCCGUACGUCUUUAUAAUGGUCGGAGCGAAGUAGGCGUAUCCUAUAUGCAAGAGAUUGGUUAGGGUAACUAUGUAGAAGGAUUGAGUAGGGGGUGGAGAAGAGAGCGUUAUUUACCAUAUGCAGGGACAAUCAGGCCAAAGUACAUAAACCCGCCAACGAAAAUCUUAACUAUGGGUGCAUUAGUCUAAGGUUUUGUCAGGAGGUUUCCCUUCUCUGGUCCGAUGAAUACUUACGGUCUUUGAAGACAUCAAGAACGUCCUUCACACCCACCGACAUCUCGUGUCCUGCAGCGCCAACAUCCUUGGCAAGUUUAGCCCGAAUGAAAGACCGUUCUUCUUCAUUCAGCCAUUUCACGUCUUCGGGGAAGUCAGGGAUCACGAAGAAAAACGCAAAGGAGACGAGGCAUGUCAACAGCCCUUCCAAGAUGAAAAUCCAUCGCCAUCCAAGAUAACCGCGCGUACCGUGCAUCUUUCCGAUGGCGCUUGCGAGCAUGCCUCCAAAGGCACCGGCGAGAGUAGUGGAACUGAAGAAGAAGCUGAACCGUUUCUGUGCUUCAGUGCGCUGAUACCACAUUCCAAGGAGGUAGAAGCCUGUUGAUAUAUUAGUAUCGUGAUGCUCUAUGAGGGUCUCCGGAAACGAAAGUGGGUGGCCAUCUUCAACUGGAACUCAAAUGACAUACAUCCUGGAAACAUGCCAGUUUCGAAGACACCAAGUAGGAAGCGCGUUACUAGGAGGGCUGCAUAGUUCUGUACCAAGCCCUGGCAAAGAGUGGUGAGUCCGAAGCCAAACAUGCAUCCCGAAACUAUAAUGUAGGGAAUUAGUCAAUUAUGAGACUCAUCCUUUCAGAUGUGUAUGAAAUUUUGAUCGUGCAUAGGAACUUACGCCAUAGCGAAUGUAGUAUUUGAUCCAUACCUCAAGUAGAAUGUAGGCCGCCGUUAGCUUGCUCUCCUCCCCCCCAAUGAUAGAACGUUUAUACGCCAUCAUCCAAGAUUUGUAGCUCGCCUGUUGGGCUUACCGGUCCAAGAAUGCAAGCAGA